This is a messenger RNA of Hypoxylon fragiforme, 1529 nucleotides long. RefSeq lists its product as uncharacterized. The transcript is spliced from 2 exons. Bases 711 to 1103 code for a protein of 130 amino acids. Lineage: Eukaryota; Fungi; Ascomycota; Sordariomycetes; Xylariales; Hypoxylaceae. The record is from RefSeq and is a predicted model, not a curated record.
AGCAGCCCUGGAGCGGUAGGUAGGCGGAUCAUAUGGUGGGCAGCUAAUUAACUUAGCAAGCACCUUAGCAGACUGGGACUAAACCCUUUUCUCGCAAAUGUGUCGUCGCAUCGCCUCGUCGUAUCGUUCCAUCUCGGCUCACCCCCGUCCCACUCACCAUAUGAUGGCAUACAUAGCAGUCGUAAUCAGAUGUAGCGCGUGUAUCUUGGCUAUGAUUUUUUUGUUUUUGGAGGGGAGUUGAAUGUUGUGUACUCCAACUCUUGAUGUUCCCCUAUAUUAUACCUAACCUAGGAAAUGUAUAUAAGCUGGCGGUGCCUGCCAAGGGACACGGGUUAGCUUUCCUUUGUUCUUUUGAUAUUGACCAUCCUACGACUUACUUGUAUAAACAUUGAAUAAAAUAUCGAAACUACUACCUGUUCAAGGUUAAGUUAGUAACUACCGAAUUACUUCGACUUGUGUAGUAACCUGGCUGCUCCUUCGGUCUGCUCGUCAGAAUAAUAACAUCGAAUCUUCCUCGUCGAGAUAUACCUACCUACCUACCUAGUGUAUAUAAGAAACCAACUUGAAACAUCCUACCUACAUAUAUAUACCUACCUACCUAGUAGUAUAUAGUACCAGUUCUCUGCCGAAGCUAUCAACUACUCACCUCACUCAUCCUUCGGCGCCCUCUUACUCAUACAAUACACAUCAAAACCCACCAAAGAGCCAAAAUGCCGAUGAACCUCAAUGCACCACGGCCCUUCACGGCCACGUCGCCCGUCCACCCAAGCUACCUCCCCGCUCUCCACAAAUCAGGCCGCAUCGAGAGAGGAAUUGCCACAGCAACCAUAGCAGCAGUAGGCAUCGGCUACGGCCUCGCGCGGUACAAGGCCCUGCAGUCCGAGCAGUGGCAGAAACAGCAGCAAGCAGCCCAGCACCAGACCUUCCGCAGCGCAGACAUGGUCGGGGCACCGGCGAUGGCGGUCGUGACGGUGGCCAGUACUACUAGCAAUGGGAACAGCCGAGCGGCGAACGAGGCCGUCGAGGACGCGUAUGGCGACCGCACGAGCCUCGCGGAGCUGGAGGCGGCGGUGGCGGCCUAUGAGAGGGAGCGCAAGAAUUGAGGUAGCUUGGUUGCCUAGGUAGGCUACCUGUCGAGGUGGUUUUUCUUGCGCCACUACAGAAAUGCUUCUGGGUUUCUGUUGGUUGAUUAAUGGUCCUUUUUCUCGUGGGUACUGCGAGCAGGCGUUUAUGGCUGGCUGGGUGGCUGGAUGGAUGGAUGGCGGGCGGGCUGUCUCAUCUCGGGGUUUUGUGCGCUGGAGUUUCGGAUAGGUAACAAACAUGAAAACGUGGGCGGAGAGGGAUGGUGAGAAGAAGCAUUACCUAAAUGAAAGUAUGGGUAGUGAAUGAGUGCAUUGGGUUUAGGCGUUACUACUCGGAGAGGAGGGGGGGAGUGAACUCGCCUCACUCAGCUUUGAGGCCGGUACGGUAUAAUAUACAUGCCGCCGGCAUGGGUAGCUUACCUAUACAUUGCCUCUUACCUACCUAUC